Cyphomyrmex costatus is the source of this 1543-nucleotide messenger RNA. It is a transcript of the gene WDR79, whose product is annotated as Telomerase Cajal body protein 1 homolog. Gene Ontology annotation, molecular function: RNA binding; protein binding. Bases 105 to 1445 code for a protein of 446 amino acids. The record is from RefSeq and is a predicted model, not a curated record. The transcript has 5 exons. Gene Ontology annotation, cellular component: Cajal body. Gene Ontology annotation, biological process: Cajal body organization. Lineage: Eukaryota; Metazoa; Arthropoda; Insecta; Hymenoptera; Formicidae.
AGUACUUGUACAUACACGUGCUGAAAUCCUUGUAUAAACAGUUAUGUGUAAACGGAAAUUUUCGAGAAAAGAUCUGUGUUUUUGUAUAGUUAACUAAGUGAACAAUGGAGGUAAUGUGUGAUAUAUUACCAAAAUCAAUUGCAAAUCUUGCAAUAAUGGAACAAACAAACAAUGAAGCUGUAAAUGUCACCGAGCCAAGCAAUGAAGCUGUAAAUUUUACAGAGCCAAGCAAUGAAGCUGUAAAUAUUACAGAGUCAAGCAAUGAAGCUGUAAAUGUCAUAGAGCCAAGCAAUGAAGCUGUAAAUAUCCUAAAAAAUUUAAAUUUAGAAGAUGCUGAUACAGCAGAGUCUCCUUGCAUUUAUAAUUAUAUCUGGUCAAAAGUACCGAAGAUGUUAUGUGUAGCAACUAAGGAAUACGAGUCUACUGAGAAUUUUACAAAAGGUUGUCAAUGGUCCCCAGAUGGAACAUGCUUGCUUGUACCAUCGGAAGACUUUAGGAUACGUCUUUAUGAGCUUCCUAGAGAAUUGUACUCUGGUCAAAUUCCAUCUGACUUUGUACAGACCAAUUUUACAUCUGCUUUGACUAUUAAAGAAGGUGGCCUCAUAUAUGACACAUGCUGGUAUCCCUUUAUGAAUUCAUGGGAACCUACAACAUGUUGUUUUCUUAGUACCAGUAGAGAGAGCCCUAUUCAUUUGUGGGAUGCAUUUACAGGAGAAUUACGUGCAACAUAUCGAGCUUAUAAUCAAGUUGAUGAAGUAGAAGCAUCUAUUAGUGUUCAAUUUGUAGAUUCAGGGAAGCAAAUAUGGUGUGGCUUCAAGAACAUUGUGAGAACUUUUGAUACGGAUCAUCCUGGACGUCAAAUAAGCGAUAUUUACUUUAAACAUGAGUUUCCAAAUAUGAUUGGAUUGGUUUCAUGUAUCCGUGAAAAUCCAAUCAUGCCAGGCUUAGUUGCCUUUGGUACAUAUUCUAAAUGUAUCGGUUUGUAUAAAGACGGGCCAUUAUGCACUUUUAAAACUGAAAGUGGUGUAACACAAAUUGAAUUUAGUUCUUGCGGAAUGAAGUUAUACUCCGUUGUUCGGAAAAAUAGUGAAUUUCUAUGUUGGGAUCUCCGUAAUCCUGGAAAUAUUCUUUAUUCUCUUGAAGGAAGGCAAUCAGACACUAAUCAAAGAAUACAGUUUGCUAUUACACCUGAUAGUAAACAAAUAAUCUCUGGUAGUGUUGAUGGAAAUAUCAUUGUAUGGGAAUUACCAGAAAUUACAAAUUACGAUGAAGAGAAUUUGAAUCCAAAAUAUAAAAUAAGAUUAUCCAAAGACUGCAUAAACGGAGUAAGCUUACAUAAAAAUUUACCUAUAAUAGCAACCAGUUCUGGACAGAGACAAUAUGAGAAACAAAUUGAAAGCAAGAAUAGGGAUAAUAGCGUGAGAUUAUGGUGGACUUCUUCAUGAAUAUAGCUUUAAAUAAUUUUUUAUUUAUACAUGUAAUUAUUAACCAUAUAUAUAGUUUUUGAAUAAAACAAAAACAAAUCUGAACAUUUCAGAUGAUG